This is a messenger RNA of Zophobas morio, 479 nucleotides long. RefSeq names its product B1 protein-like. The transcript is spliced from 2 exons. The record is from RefSeq and is a predicted model, not a curated record. NCBI's taxonomy places the organism in Eukaryota, Metazoa, Arthropoda, Insecta, Coleoptera, Tenebrionidae. Gene Ontology annotation, molecular function: odorant binding. The coding region runs from base 33 to 431 and encodes 132 amino acids.
GGCAAAUAUUUAUCAGUUAGUACCAAAUCAAGAUGCGGUCGCUUCUGUGUAUUCUGUUCCUAGUUGGCUCCGCUUUGGCUGUUUUAACGCCGGAACAACUCGCCAAAAUCGAACCCAUCAGUAAAGAAUGCCGAACUAUAUCGAAAGUAACCGACGAACAAAUAACCAGAAUCCGAAAUGGUGAAUCCGUGGGUGACCCCGAAAUCAAAAAACACCUCCUGUGUGGUUCCCAAAAGACGGGACUGAUAUCAGACUCGGGUGACCUAAACUGGGACACUAUUAAGAGCAAACUCCAGAAAGCGGCAACAAGUGAUGAGAAGAUUGCCGAAAUAGAAAAGUGCGCCGUUAAAAAAGAAAAACCGGAAGAUACGGCCUUCACGUUAACGAGUUGUAUUUCUACACACCAACCUAAUUUCUCUCCUGCAGAUUAGCGACUUUGACUGUAAAAAAAUCGAAAAAUAAAGUUUUUGAUUGAAUAA